Moesziomyces aphidis is the source of this 1605-nucleotide messenger RNA. The record is from the annotation of a GenBank genome assembly. Lineage: Eukaryota; Fungi; Basidiomycota; Ustilaginomycetes; Ustilaginales; Ustilaginaceae.
AUGGCAGAAGCGAUCGACGUGCCGCCCGUCGACAACCCUCGAGCGUGGAGCACUCGUAAAAAAGUGCGCGUCACCCUCAUCCUGGGAAGCAUGGUACUCUCCUUCACCUAUCUCUCGACGGCCUUUGCUCUUUCGGCAACAUCGCUCCAGCGCCAAUUCAAAGCAAGCGCCGAGGUGGUCACGCUCGGGCUUUCGCUAUACGUCUUGGGAUUCGCGCUGGGUCCCCUGAUGAUGGGCCCUUUGGCGCAAACCAUGGGCAAGCGUCCCGUCUACGUCUACUCGUGGAUUGUGUUCACAGCAUGCUGCUUUGUCAUGUCCGAGUCGAACAACUUGGCCGUCAUUCUGGCAUUCCGUCUAAUCAGCAGCAUCGCUGGCUCCUCGGCCCUCAACAACGUGCCGGCGUCGUACAGCGACAUGACCACGCCGGCCAGAUUUGCGCCAUUCUUCACAUGCUACGGCUUUUCGGCCUUCGCUGGUCCUUCGCUCGGUGGACUGGUGGGCGCGUUUGUCAACGAGCGUGCUGGAUGGCGAUGGAACUUGCGGCACCAGGCCAUCUUUGUCGCGGUGGUCACCGUGUUUGGCGUUCUGUUUGUACCCGAAACCGAUCAUCCGAAGCUCAAGCGGAUUCACGACGCUAAAUAUGCCUUGAACGACGGCCAAAAGUCGGUCGAGACUGCAGACAAGGCUCGGUGGUCAGCGCGCGUGGCGGAUGCAACACACUCGUUCGGCACAGUAGUGGUGCGCUCCGUCAAGCUUCCCUUCCAUUGGCUACUCACAGACCGGGUAGUGCUGGUGAUCUCUAUCUACACCUCGCUGCUGUAUGCGAUCAUCUACGACUUUUUCGUCAUCAUUCCGUUCGCCUUCGCCUCGAUCCGCCGCUUCAAGCCCGAAUCGAUCGGGUUGAUUUACAUCACGCUCUUCAUCGGCUUCGCCAUGGCUUCGUCCAACUACGUCUUUGUGCAGGAGGCCAUCAAUCGACGCAUCCGUGCCAAAACGGGGAAGACGGUGCUGCCACCCGAAACGUCGCUAUUUCAUGCGAUCUAUGGAUGUGCGCUUGCACCGGUCGGACUUUUCCUGUUCGCCUGGACCGUACCUUUCACGAGUAUCCACUGGAUCGUUCCUGCUAUUGGCAUCGUGCUUCUGUGCGCUGGGUCGAUGUCUGCGUUCACAUCGUUGAUCCCUUACCUAGUGGCGUAUGGGGGCCCCUCAGCUCCGAGCGUGUUAGCCGCUGCUGGUUUCUGUCGAUCUGCUCUGGCAGCUGCGCUGCCGCUCUUCACGCGACAAAUGUGCAAAGGGAUCACAGUGCAGGGAGCUACGAGCCUGUUGGGAGGGCUCGCGCUGCUGCUGACGCCACUGCCCUUGUUGCUGUACAUUCACGGCGGGAAGCUGAGGGAGCACGCCAAGCAACGCAAAGAGGCAGCAGCCGCAUCCGCCACCGCCGCAGCUGCCGCCAGCACUGCAGGCAGUAGCGAAAAGGACCUGGCUGAUAAAGAGGAGCAGCCCCUCGCGCAGGGAGCUAGCAUUCCGCCAGGGGGCGCGAUUGAGAAUCAGCCCUCGCAAUCCUCGCUAGACAUUUCGUCCGCUCCUUCGGGCGACGUUGCAUGA